AUGUUUCACUUGCCUCGGUCAAGAUGUUUCCAGCUACUGGGUGCUGGUGCUCGUCCGACAUCGUUGAUUUUGGCACCGACUCGUGGUUUGACUUAUUCGUGUUAUGAAAGCCAACAGUAUUUGAAAAUUAAAACGAUACGAAACUUUGGUACUUCAAAGACUAACAACAAGACUAUUAAAGGCUCAACUACUGGAAGCACUAUUCGCCCAACUGGAGGUAUCACUUCUGGUUCAUUGGCAGACACUGCUAAUAUUCAAGCAGCAAUUAAUGCGACUGUUGACCCCUCUAAAAUUGCUGAAGUCAGUAGUAAUACGAACAGAAAACGUAAAUACUGGCCUCGGAGUGUUUUCCUGGUGUUAGCAGGUACUACAUUGGGUGUUACUCUUUUGUAUAAUACCAACGACAAAUUCGCUACUGGUAGUCGUCAUUUAGUUCUUGCUGGUCAGAGAAUAUCCACGGUCACUAAAGCUUGCAUUCAAUGUUUCAGAGCUUAUCGCCAUACGCUUAAUCAACACUAUGCUACACAUGAGGAAUACUUAGAAGCGUUGUCAGAAUGCCACAAGAAAUGUGCUUUGAUAACACGCAAAGCUAUUGAAAAGAAUGCUGGUAUUUUUAUUAAACUUGGUCAGCAUUUGGCUGCCUUGACAUAUAUUUUCCCUGAAGAGUGGACUUCUGCUAUGAUUCCUUUACAAGACCAAUGUCCUGAAUCUUCACUCGAGUCGAUUAGAGAAAUGUUUCUCAAAGACUCGAAAGGAAAAGUUUCGUUAGAUGACUUAUUCUCAUCUUUUGAUACCGAACCUUUAGGAACUGCUUCAUUGGCCCAGGUCCACAAAGCCACUUUACGAGAGAACGGCCAACAAGUAGCAGUCAAAGUACAACAUCCAUCUCUGCAGGAAUUUGUUCCUCUGGACGUUUUAAUGACUCGAGUAGUGUUUUCUAUGAUUGACUAUUUUUUCCCAGAAUACCCCUUAUCUUGGCUGGGUGACGAGUUGCAAGCGUCUAUUUUUGUUGAGCUUGAUUUUCGGGAGGAAGCAAAGAAUGCUAUGAAUACAAAAAAGUAUUUCAAAGAUUUCUACAAUGCAACCGCUUUGCGUAUCCCCACAGUAAUCAGUGCUCAUAAACGUGUUUUGGUCAUGGAAUUCCUACAAGGAGGCAGAUUAGACGACCAAGAGUAUCUUAAAGAGCAUAAUAUUUCACCCAGUGAAGUGAGCUCUUGUUUGUCGCACAUCUUUAACAAUAUGAUCUUCACUCCUGGAGUCGGCCUUCACUGUGACCCACAUCCUGGCAAUCUGUCAUUAAUACCUCACAAGGGUGGUAAACACAAUUUUGAAAUUAUCCUCUACGACCACGGUUUGUACAGAGAUGUACCCACUAAUUUACGGAGAAGCUAUGCACAUUUCUGGUUAGCCCUUCUUGACGGCGACGAGCCAAAAAUGAGAUAUUAUGCUAAGGAAUUUGCUGGUAUUGAUGAUGAUAAUUUCAGACUCUUUUCAGCAGCUAUCACUGGUAGGGAUUUCGAAAAUGCAACAAAAAAUGUCAUUUCCAAGCGUAGCGAGGACGAAAUCAAACAUAUGACUGAUGCUAUUGCUGAAGGUGGAUUAUUGAGUCAGAUCAUGGUCCUGCUUCAUUCCAUGCCAAGAAUCGUACUAUUGAUUCUCAAAACAAAUGACUUGACUAGAUAUCUUGAUGAAAAGCUUGCAAGUCCUCUAGGGCCCGAAAGAACUUUUUUAAUUAUGGCCACUUACUGUGCACGUACUGUAUAUCACGAGGGUCGUGAGAUUAUUGACAGACAAUUUAAUGGUAACUGGUCGAUAUCUCGUAUGGUAGCUGAAAUUAGCAAUUGGUGGAGAUAUUUCUCCCGCCAGAGUCAGUUGGCCAUCUAUGAUCUUAGCAUGCUUAUCCGCAAUCGCUCACAUUUGUAA
Messenger RNA from Sugiyamaella lignohabitans, 1923 nucleotides. It is a transcript of the gene MCP2, whose product is annotated as Mcp2p. NCBI's taxonomy places the organism in Eukaryota, Fungi, Ascomycota, Dipodascomycetes, Dipodascales, Trichomonascaceae. The transcript has a single exon. Gene Ontology annotation, biological process: lipid homeostasis; mitochondrion organization. The record is from RefSeq and is a predicted model, not a curated record. Bases 1 to 1923 code for a protein of 640 amino acids. Gene Ontology annotation, cellular component: mitochondrial inner membrane.